This is a messenger RNA of Trypanosoma grayi, 615 nucleotides long. RefSeq names its product flagellar calcium-binding protein. Gene Ontology annotation, molecular function: calcium ion binding. Lineage: Eukaryota; Euglenozoa; Kinetoplastea; Trypanosomatida; Trypanosomatidae. The coding region runs from base 1 to 615 and encodes 204 amino acids. The record is from RefSeq and is a predicted model, not a curated record. The transcript has a single exon.
AUGGGGGCUUGUGGAUCGAAGCAAGAUACGACAAAUAAGGACGGCAAGACAGCUGAGGAUCGCAAAGUUGCGUGGGAGCGCAUCCGCCAGGCGAUUCCUCGUGAAAAGACCCCCGAGGCGAAACAGCGCCGCAUCGACCUGUUCAAGAAGUUUGACAAGAACGGCACUGGCAAGCUGAGCUAUGAUGAGGUGUACGAUGGCUGCCUCCAGUUGCUGAAGCUUGACGAAUUCACGACGCGGCUGCACGACAUCACGAAACGAGCGUUUAACAAGGCGAAGGAUAUGGGCAACAAGGCGGAGAACACGGGUUCCGAGGACUUUGUCGAGUUCCUGGAGUUCCGUCUGAUGCUUUGUUAUGUAUAUGACUACUUUGAGCUGACGGUGAUGUUUGACGAGAUCGACAAAUCCGGCAACAUGCUGAUUGACGAAAAGGAGUUCGAGGAGGCCGUACCCAAGCUUGAGCAAUGGGGCGCCAAAAUCACCGACUCGAAGGCGGUGUUCAAGGAACUCGAUAAGAACGGGUCUGGCGCUGUGACGUUUGACGAGUUUGCCGCCUGGGCUUCGGCGCUCAAACUUGACGUUGACGGUGAUCCGGACAAUGUGCCAAAUAGUUAG